Messenger RNA from Selaginella moellendorffii, 1771 nucleotides. RefSeq names its product glycerol-3-phosphate 2-O-acyltransferase 6. The record is from RefSeq and is a predicted model, not a curated record. Lineage: Eukaryota; Viridiplantae; Streptophyta; Lycopodiopsida; Selaginellales; Selaginellaceae. Gene Ontology annotation, molecular function: glycerol-3-phosphate 2-O-acyltransferase activity; phosphatase activity. Gene Ontology annotation, cellular component: membrane. Bases 185 to 1735 code for a protein of 516 amino acids. Gene Ontology annotation, biological process: cutin biosynthetic process. The transcript has 2 exons.
GUUUCUUUCGCGCAUUGGGAAGCGCGAAGCUCAGAAAGGUUUCUCUCUCUCGCAGUCGCGGAUGAGAUCGUAGUGUAGAUAGAGGAGCGCUCACGGAUUUCUAAAGAUUCUUGCGGGGCGCUGCAACGAUCGAGGAGGAUCGGGCAAGAAAGAAUCCAGCAAGAUCGAGGAGCGGGGGGAAAUCAUGAGCCCGGCACAAGCAACGGCUAACGGCAGCGCCAGGAUCGUGGCGGCGGCGGCAAUGGCGCCGACGAGAAAGACGAUGGGAUUGUGCGUCUUGGAGGGAGCUCUGCUUCGAUCGUCUUGCGGCUUUCCCUACUUGUUCUUGGUGGCGUUCGAGGCCGGGAGCAUUAUCCGCGCGUUUGCGCUGCUUCUUGCUUAUCCCUUUCUGCUCGUCGCCGCCAAGAUCUUCGAGUCUUGCCUCCUCGAUCAAGCGCUCGUCUUCAUCGCGCUGGGCGGGCUCAAGGUGUCGGCAGUGGAAUCCGUGGCCAGGGCCGUGCUGCCGAAGUUCUACCUCGAGGAUUUGCGCUGGGAUUGCUACAGCAAGCUUGUCAACUGCAAGAGGCGCUGCGUCGUCGCGACGAGGAGCCCUCGGCAGCUGAUCGAGCCCUUCCUGCGCGAAUUCUUGGGGGCCGAGCAGAUUCUAGGGCCGGAGCUCCAGAUCACUGACGGCGGGUAUUGCACAGGGUUGAUCAUCGCGUCGUCGAUCCCAGCACCGGCUGUCCAGGCGGAUAUCGGUAUUUGCUGCUCCAGCGAUCGCGAUCUUGUCAGGCAAUGCAAGGAAGAAUUCGUGGUGGAGGCGAGCGCCCACGCGCGCCCAGUCCCGCGCAAGCACUACUUGAAACCCCUGAUCUUUCACGACGGCCGCCUCGCAGUCCGCCCCACGCCCGCUAUGGCGCUCACGAUCUUCCUCUGGCUCCCCAUCGGCAUCGCGCUGGCCAUCCCACGAUCCCUAAUCCUUGUCCUCUGCCCUAACAUCCCCCUCAUCCUCGCCGCCGAGGCGCUGCUGGGUAUCGUGCUGCGCUACAGUGGAACUCCCCCGGAGAAUAUUCCGUCGUCCCGUCCGAGCAGAAUAUCCUCCGCCACUGGGAAUCUCUUCGUGUGCUCCCACCGGACGCUCCUCGACCCGGUGAUGCUGUCGGGCAUGGUGCUGCGACGGGUGACGGCCGUCACGUAUAGCAUCAGCUGGGUGAGCGAGCUGCUAUCGCCCAUCCGGACCGUCCGCCUCACACGGUGUCGAUCGCACGACGCCCGAACGAUCAGCAACCACUUGAGGAGGGGUGACCUAAUCGUCUGCCCGGAGGGCACCACUUGCCGCGAGCCCUAUCUCCUGCGCUUCUCCAAGCUCUUCGUGGAGAUCGCCGAGAACGUCGUGCCGGUGGCCAUGAACUGCGAGAUCCAGCUCUUCCACGGGACGUCGGUGCGCGGGUGGAAGGCGAUGGAUCCCUUCUUCUUCGCGCUCAAUCCGCGCCCCAGGUACGAGGUGAAUUUCCUGGAGAGGCUGAGCCUGCAAGAGCUGACGGAUCGCGGCGCCAGCAGCUUCGAGAUCGCCAACAUGAUCCAGCACCGGAUCGCGCGCGCGCUAGGGUUCCAGUGCACAGGAUUCACGCGCCGGGACAAGUACCGGAUGCUGGCCGAGCAAAAGGUGCGAGGAGGGGGAGGAGCUCGGAAAAGCGCGGGAAAGUUUGAAAAUUUGAAGCCCGCGGAAGAUUCCAAGGAACAUUUCUUGUUGUGAAAUUUUACUAGUCCGUGCGCUUGUACGGAAACUCUC